AUGUCGUCAAAUGACAAUCUCCCUUUUUCGAUCUCCCUAGCAAUCUUUUUUCUUAUUCUUAACUACUCUUUCCUUGUGCUCCGACCUCACAUCAAAUUCCCGACCGUCGACACGUCCAGUCGGACCACACAUCAAAUUCCCGACUGUCGACACGUGCAACCCAACCGUCGACACGUCCAGUCCGACCACACAUCAAAUUCCCAACCGUCGACACGUGCCGCCCGACCGUCGACAUGUCCAGUCGGACCACACAUCAAAUUCCUGGGUGUCGACACGUGCAGCCCAACCGUCGACACAUCCAGUCCGACCACACAUCAACUUCCCGGCGUCGACACGUCCAGCCCGACCGUCGACACGUCUAGUCCGACCACACAUCAAAUUCCCGAACGUCGACACUCCGACCGCACAUCAAAAUCCCGACCGUCGACGCGUCCAGCCCGACCGUCGACAGUGCUGUCAGACCACACAUCAAAUUCACGACCGUCGACACGUCUAGUCCGACCACAUCAAAUUCCCGACCGUCGACGCGUCCAGCCCGACCGUCGACAGUGCAGUCAGACCACACAUCAAAUUCCGACCGUCGACACGUCUAGUCCGACCACAUCAAAUUCCCGACCGUCGACGCGUCCAGCCCGACCGUCGACGCGUCCAGCCCGACCGUCGACAGUCCAGUCAGACCACACAUCAAAUUCCCGACCGUCGACACGUCCAGCCCGACCGUUGACACGUCCAGUCCGACCACACAUCAACUUCCCGGCGUCGACGCGUCCAGCCCGACCGUCGACACGUCUAGUCCGACUACACAUCAAAUUCCCGACCGUCGACACGUCUAGUCCGACCACACAUCAAAUUCCCGACCGUCAACGCGUCCAGCCCGACCGUCGACAGUCCAGUCAGACAACACAUCAACUUCCCGGUAUUGACACGUCCAGCCCGACCGUCGACACGUCCAGUCUGUCCACACAUCAAAUUCCCAACCGUCGACACGUGCAGCCCGACCGUCGACAGUCCAGUCCGACCAUACAUCAACUUCCCGGUAUUGACACGUCCAGCCCGACCGUCGACACGUCCAGUCUGUCCACACAUCAAAUUCCCAACCGUCGACACGUGCCAAAUUGUUGUUUUUAUUAUUAUUAUUAUUAUUAUUAUUAUCUUUUUUCUUCAUCAUCUUCUUCUUCUCCUCCUCCUCUCCUCCUUCACCUCCUACUCCUACUCCUUCUUCUUCUUCUUCUUCUUCUUCUUCUUCUUCUUCUUCUUCUUCUCCACCUUCUCAUUCUUGUUCUCCUCCUCUUUCUUUUUCUUUUCUUCUUCCUCUUCUUCUUUUUCUUCUUCUCUCCUCCUCCACCUCUUCCUUCUUCUUCUUCUUCUUCCUCUUCUUCUUCUUGUCCUCCCUCGCCUCCUCCUUCUUCUCUUUCUUCUUCUUUUCUUUUCUUCUUCUUCCCCCUCUUCCUCCCCCUCCUUCUUCUUCUUCUUCUUCUUGUUCUCCGCCUCCUCAUCCUCCUCCUCCUGCUGCUCCUUCUCUUUCUUCUUCUUCUUUUUUCUUUUCAUCUUCUUCUCCCCUCCUCCUCCUCCUUCUUCUUCUUUUUCUUCUUCUUCUCCAUCUCCGCCUCCGCCUCCUCCUCCUCCUUUUUCUUCUUCACCUCCGCCUUCUCCUCCUCUUUCUUCUCUUUCUUCUUCUUUUUCUUUUCUUCUUCUUCUUCUGCCCUCCUCCUCCUUCUUUUUCUUCCUCUUCUUCUUCUUCUUCUUCUUCUUCUUCUUCUUCUUCUUCUUCUUCACCUUCUCAUUCUUGUUCUCCGCCUCCUCAUCCUCCUCCUCCUGCUGCUCCUUGUCUUUCUUCUUAUUAUUUUUUCUUUUCAUCUUCUUCUUCCCCUCCUCCUCCUUCUUCUUCUUUCUUCUUCUUCAUUUUCUCUCCUCCUCCUUCUCCUCCUCCCUCUUCUUCUUCUUCUUUUUCAUGCUCUCCGACAAAAGGCUUCAUCAUGUGUUAAUCCUUCUCACUCCACACUGCUCACCCUUUCUACAAAGACAGCACUUUUCGAUCCAGAGAUUGAAUUCCAAUUAUUUAACUUAUUCUUUUUCAUUUUUAUAAUCUUAUUUUUCUUUCUUUCUUUCUUUCUUUCUUUCUUUCUUUCUUUCUUUCUUUCUUUCGUUCUUUCUUUCUUUCUUUUUUCUUUCUUUCAUUCGUUCAUUCUUUCUUUCUUUUAUCUUUCUUUCAUUCGUUCUUUCUUUCUUUCUUUCUUUCUUUCUUUCUUUCUUUCUCCAUCUCUCGUUUCAGUCACUAAAGAAAUCAAGUCAGUAAAAACAUCGUCGACAACGCCGUUGUCUCCAAUUUCCCUUCACAGAAAUAACGACGCGAACUGGAGUCUACAACGGAAAACACGACGCAGUGUCGUCUGGUCUUUCAUAGCCGCCGGCGCCAUUUUAACUCAUUCACACUUUAUUGCCCAAGGGGACAUAACUCCAUGA
Acanthosepion pharaonis is the source of this 2463-nucleotide messenger RNA. The record is from the annotation of a GenBank genome assembly. NCBI's taxonomy places the organism in Eukaryota, Metazoa, Mollusca, Cephalopoda, Sepiida, Sepiidae.